Molecule: messenger RNA, 2054 nt
Organism: Rhincodon typus (whale shark)
Lineage: Eukaryota; Metazoa; Chordata; Chondrichthyes; Orectolobiformes; Rhincodontidae
Gene: ing1
Product: inhibitor of growth family, member 1
Exons: 2
Coding region: 680-1507 (275 amino acids)
Biological process (GO): positive regulation of DNA-templated transcription
Cellular component (GO): nucleus
Source: RefSeq, a predicted model, not a curated record
GUGCAACGCCGGAUAGGCCCGCCAGCCACGCCAAUCAGCGGGGAAAAAAGUUAAAGAUCUCCGCUGAUCGGAGGCGAGAAGAGGAGCGGGCAGCGCGGCGGCCAGGCCUGCUGCACCGUGACUUUAUGAGGAGCGGCGGGGCGAAAGCUCCGGGUGGAAUUUAAUCAAUUCAAGGAGGAAAAGGCGGGCGCGAGCGCUCGUAACGUCACAAUGAUAUGCUAAUGAGGCCGCGCGCGUGCGCGUUGCCGGCCGAGUGUUUCCCAAGUGUUUCAAACUGGGCUCCGGGUUUCCACGUUGGAUCAAGUGUCCCAGGUCUGGGAUCGGACUGUGCUCUGUAUGUGAGUGAGAGUGUGUAUGUGUGUGUAGAAGAGAGAGAAAGAGGUGGAGAUUGGGGAGGAGAGAAACUGUAACCCCCCCCCUCCCCACAUUCCCUACUCAAAUAGGAGGGGAGUCUUCCCAUUCAUCUUCCACAUCUUUGCGGCCUGUUUUUUUUUAAAAUAAUUAGCUUUUCUUUUCAUAAAAUAACAAGAGAUUUGGAGAGGACGUGAGUGAGUGAACGAGUGAGUGAGUGAGGAAUCCUUUUCACUCCUGACGGUUUUUGUCAGUUUAGCAGAGAGAGAGAGAGAGAGAGAAAGUCACCCUUCUCCUUCUCCAACAAAUAACAAAUGUAGCUUGGAAGAUGCUGAGUCCUGCGAACGGAGAGCAGAUACACGUUGUGAACUAUGUGGAAGACUAUCUGGAUUCAAUCGAGUCUUUGCCUUUUGAUCUCCAGAGGAACGUUUCUCUGAUGAGGGAAAUCGAUGCAAAAUACCAAGACAUCCUGAAGGAACUGGAUGAAUAUUACGAGAAACACAAGAGGGAGACAGACGUGGUUCAGAGGAGGAGGAUUCUCCAUUAUAUCCAGAGAGCCUUGAUCCGGAGCCAGGAAUUGGGCGAUGAGAAGAUCCAAAUUGUCAACCAGAUGGUGGAGCUGGUCGAGAACCGAAGUCGGCAGGUGGACAGCCACGUUGAGCUCUUUGAAAACUGUGCAGAGAGCAAUGACGCCAACAACAAGUCCUCACUGGACAGGUCCAGGAAUGAUGGUGCAACACCAGCAGAGAAACCCAAUGCCAAAAGGUCCCGGAGACGCAACAAUGAGAACCGGGAGAAUGCAUCCAGCAACCAUGACCAUGAGGAAACGAGUACUGGAAUGCCAAAGGAAAAGAAGGCCAAGACUUCCAAGAAGAAGAAGAGAUCCAAAGCAAAGGCGGAGAGGGAAGCAUCUCCUGCGGACCUGCCUAUUGACCCCAACGAGCCCACUUACUGCCUCUGCAACCAGGUCUCCUAUGGGGAGAUGAUUGGCUGCGAUAAUGAGGAGUGCCCCAUCGAGUGGUUCCACUUCUCUUGUGUGAGUCUGAACCACAAACCUAAAGGCAAAUGGUACUGUCCAAAAUGCAGGGGUGAGAAUGAAAAAACCAUGGACAAAGCACUGGAGAAAUCCAAAAAGGAAAGGGCCUACACUAGGUAGUUGCAGUGCCAACCUUUUGUUUUCUGUACAGCAACACAAAUUAAUGUAUAUUUAUUAUUGAGAGGUUUCCCUCUUUAGAUGAAAGAAUGGUGGGAGUGUAUUUGACAAACUAUUCCUUCUGAAGACCAGUUUUUUUUAUUUUUUUUAUUUUUUUUUUUGCAAGUAGGAAAGAGGGAAUAAAGGAAUCCUGGUUUUUAAGUCUUGUGUCCAGUGCAUGGACUGUUUUUGUUUUGUAAAAAAAAAAAAAAAACACUUUCCUUGCAAAAAUUCUAAAACCAUCAGUGUUUCAUUUAUUAUUAAUAUUUCAUUCCCACCACAACAAAAAAACAAAACAAAUUGGACAAAAUGGUUUUAUUAAAAUAUUUAUCAGAUUUUUUAAGUUUCUCAGAUGUAAAAAUGUACAGAUGUGAGCUUUCCAUGUAUAGUGUAUGAUUCAUCAGCAUAGGCCUUUAACCAUAUUGUAAGAAAUAAUUUUAUUGUUACUUGUUUAACAGAAAAAAACUGUACAGCAGUGAUAUAUAUAUAAAACAAAAGUCCAGAAAUGAAA